CAAAAUUCAUUAUUUCAAUUUUUAUUGUUUAUUAAACAUUAUUCAAUAUUAAAAUCAAUAAUUAAGUGAAAGAUCGAUUAUUUUGAGUAAAAAUCAUCAGAUUUUAUAGAAAGAAUGAAGAUUUUGCAGGUACUAUAUCUGUGCCUCUUCCUCGCAAACUGUACAAAUUCAUGCCAUUUAGAUCAAUGUCUCGUCGAAGUUAACAUCACACAAGAAAAAUUAAAAUUCGUGGAUCUUUCACACUCCGACAACCAAUUGAUGAAUUUUAAUAUCUCUUCCAUAUCAUCAAAGAGCGCAGAAAGUAUCCAGAGAAAAUUCACAACCGAUAAUGAUAAUUUGGAUAAACAGAAGUCUGAUAAUAUCUAUAAUAAAAAAUGGCUAUUAAAGUUCUUUGUGCUUAUAUUUUGUGCUUAUAUUUUGUGCUUAGUGAUCUUUUCUACAUUGACUUCUUCGCAAUACGAGUCUAGUAGAGGCUAUGUGGUGAUUAACAAUAAUAAAAUUCAGUACGAGACGAUUAGUGGUUCACUCGAUGAAGACAUCUGGAAGACAGAAGAAUGUGAUUCGGAUAUUUUUUAUUCAUUUCAUUUCAACGUCGAGGAAAAUGGAUUCAAAAAUAUGGCCAUCAUAGAUGCCACCGGAGAGGAAAUAUCAAAUGAAGAAUUAUCAAAGCUAUUGGAAGACGAGGAAAAAAGUGAAAUCAGUGAUUCCGAUUCUCUUGUAGUCAUCUCUAUUGAAGAUGAAUUUUAAGAGUUGUCGUAUAGCGAAUUGAUUUCAAUAUUAAAUUCAAAAUUUUCUAAACAUUAUCUUGUUCGGGAGUAACAAAUAUACGAAAAUUUUAUCUGGAUGAAUUCUUAUUUUCAAAUAUUAAAAUCAAUAAUAAAAGUUAU
Molecule: messenger RNA, 887 nt
Organism: Centruroides sculpturatus (bark scorpion)
Lineage: Eukaryota; Metazoa; Arthropoda; Arachnida; Scorpiones; Buthidae
Exons: 2
Coding region: 115-747 (210 amino acids)
Source: RefSeq, a predicted model, not a curated record